This is a messenger RNA of Talaromyces stipitatus ATCC 10500, 1143 nucleotides long. RefSeq lists its product as uncharacterized. The record is from RefSeq and is a predicted model, not a curated record. The transcript has 2 exons. Bases 1 to 681 code for a protein of 226 amino acids. Lineage: Eukaryota; Fungi; Ascomycota; Eurotiomycetes; Eurotiales; Trichocomaceae.
AUGGAGAACAAUGACAUUCUGGAGCGCUUCAGAACCUUUGAUUUGCCAAAACUCUGGACAGUGACCUAUCCAUGGCGGCAGGCUUCCUAUGCCGGAAAUGGGGACCUCGUGGCGUCCGACACUACACUGAAACCGCAGACAGAAGCUGAAUUAAAGCAGGCGGUCGAACAUCACUUAGAUUGGUACAACUCUGGGCCUAGCUGCUUUCUUUCAAUGUUCAGUGACUGGCGGCACUGUCGGAAUUGGGCCAGUCAGCGAGGCGAUGCUGGCGUAUAUAUUAUCGAAGUGGAUAUCACACAGCUUAAUCAUUCCUAUGUUUUUCAAGCUAAGCAUGUGACCUCAGAGUUAGGGAUCUUAUAUUCGAGAUCACUUGAACAUGAAUAUUUCAUCCUGCACCGUAUACCUCGCAAUGCUAUGAAAUCCAGAAUCUCGCUGGGAGAAGCGGAGGAGAGGGGUAUGAUGCCGAUAUUCGAUAUGGGAAACGACGUCCCUUCAACCCUUGCUUGCAUUGGGUUGAUGAUCUUCAUGGAUAUUAUGACACUGAUGAGGAGUGCGAAAUGCACAAUGCAAAUGAUGACAUCAUGGACCUACUCGAAGGGGACGACUGAGAUUGACUUGCUGCAUUUCUGGCCCGAUCCCGUAUCCAGAUCCUGGGGCAUUCCGGAUAUCUACGCUUUCUGAACAAUGUCCCUUGUUUGAAGGUGAAAUGAAAGCGUUUCACCAAGAUACGACAAAUACCACGAAUCCUGACUGAUUCUGAGGAAAGGGUGCUAUACAGCCAUUAUUAGCCUCGCAAAACCAAGAUUCGUGAUCCAACAUCUGUACUCACUUUGAGGAGGCUGCGGAGGUCCGUGUUGAUAGGCAUCCUGAUGAAGGCUUCAGCCAUUUUCCAGGACAGACUCUUCUUGUCCGGGCUGCUCCAGAGGUUAAGUAGAUUAAUUGCAAUACAGUAAACGGCUUCCACGUCGCGCGAAACAUCCUCUGUCUUCCAUGCCUGUAUCAUGCUCUUCCCGAUAUCUCCUGUUGGGGUAUCAGUGGAAUGACCAAAACGAUUCGAUUAGCUGAAACAAUUUACCAAUUUUAACCUCUCCAUCUCUGUCAAUGUAUAUAUUGUCACAGUGCAGACUGCCAUGGCUGAUGUUG